Molecule: messenger RNA, 1727 nt
Organism: Arabidopsis arenosa
Lineage: Eukaryota; Viridiplantae; Streptophyta; Magnoliopsida; Brassicales; Brassicaceae
Source: the annotation of a GenBank genome assembly
UUUAUUCAUUCUUAGUUUAUGUUAAUAAUCACAAUGGUUUGGUUAAUGAAAGUUUUUGUCUUUGUGACAUUAGUCUCUUUAGUGUUUGUAAUAACAGAAUCAGCUCCUGAAUCUGCUCUUAUUACCAAACUUCCUGGCUUCGAAGGCACUUUUCCUUCAAAACAUUACUCCGGGUAUGUGACUAUUGAUAAGGAUCAUGGAAAGAAUCUGUGGUAUUACUUUGUUGAAUCGGAGAAGGAUCCAUCGAAAGAUCCGGUCGUACUUUGGCUCAAUGGUGGUCCAGGUUGUUCAAGCAUGGAUGGAUUCGUGUAUGAGCAUGGUCCAUUCAAUUUUGAACUACCAAAGAAAAACAAUAGUCUCCCACUCUUGCAUCUUAAUCCUUAUAGUUGGUCCAAGGUCUCUAACAUCAUAUACCUUGAUUCUCCUGUUGGUGUGGGAUUCUCUUACUCAAACAACAUUUCUGAUUACAUAACUGGUGAUACUAAAACCGCGGUUGACUCUCACGCGUUCCUUCUCAAGUGGUUCCAAAUGUUUCCUGAGUUUCAAUCAAAUCCAUUUUUCAUCUCUGGAGAAUCUUACGCCGGAGUUUAUGUCCCAACUCUUGCUUCAGAAGUUGUCAAAGGGAACAAAAAUGGGGUAAAGCCGUCUCUCAACUUCAAGGGAUAUUUGGUUGGCAAUGGAGUUGCGGAUCCAAAGUUUGAUGGAAAUGCUUUUGUGCCGUUUGCACACGGGAUGGGACUAAUCUCUGAUGAACUCUUUGAGAACGUUACAAAAGCUUGCCAUGGAAAUUUCUAUGAAAUAGAGGGACUUGAGUGCGAGGAACAGUAUACGAAAGUUUCUGAUGAUACUGAAAGGUUGAACAUAUACAACAUUCUUGAGCCUUGUUACCACGGAACAUCGCUAUCUGCUUUCGACAUUAGAUCACUACCUUCAAGUCUCCUUGAGCUAGGUAAAACCGAACGACCGUUAGCUAUAAGAAAAAGAAUGUUUGGUCGAGCGUGGCCAGUUCGUGCUCCUGUUCGUCCAGGCAUUGUUCCUAGCUGGUCUCAACUUCUUGCUGACGUCUCUGUUCCUUGCAUUGAUGAUAGAGUUGCAACAGCGUGGCUGAACGAUCCAGCGAUUAGGAAAGCUAUUCAUACUAAAGAGGAGAAGGAGAUUGGAAGGUGGGAACUUUGCAGUGGAAAACUCUCGUUCGAUCACGAUGCAGGAAGCAUGAUCAAAUUCCAUAGAAACCUUACUCUAAGUGGAUAUAGAGCUCUUAUUUACAGCGGGGAUCACGAUAUGUGUGUUCCGUUUACUGGCUCUGAAGCUUGGACAAAAUCUCUUGGAUACAAAGUGAUUGAUGAAUGGAGGGCAUGGAUAUCAAACGACCAAGUCGCGGGGUAUACGCAAGGAUAUGCAAACAAUCUCACAUUUUUAACCAUCAAGGGUGCAGGACAUACGGUUCCUGAGUACAAACCGCGGGAGGCUUUAGACUUCUAUAGCCGAUUUCUAGCAGGAAGCAAGAUUUAAGAGACCUGUGUCAUGAAUUUCAUAUUCUGUGUUGUAUUUAAAAGUGAUCAUCUUAUAGUAUCUUGAUUAAUUUGAAUAAGAAAGAUAUGUUCUUUAGCUCAUUCUUUAUCAUAAAACUUCAUGUAUUCCUCUAUACUUAUAGCAGAAUGCUUGCUGUUUCUACUUCCUACGUUUGAGCUGUGUGCCGUUCACCACAUUAAAAGAAGUUUGAAAAU